Xyrauchen texanus (razorback sucker) is the source of this 2352-nucleotide messenger RNA. It is a transcript of the gene abcg5, whose product is annotated as ATP-binding cassette, sub-family G (WHITE), member 5. The transcript is spliced from 13 exons. Gene Ontology annotation, biological process: cholesterol homeostasis. NCBI's taxonomy places the organism in Eukaryota, Metazoa, Chordata, Actinopteri, Cypriniformes, Catostomidae. The record is from RefSeq and is a predicted model, not a curated record. Gene Ontology annotation, molecular function: ATP binding; ABC-type transporter activity; ATP hydrolysis activity. Bases 138 to 2072 code for a protein of 644 amino acids. Gene Ontology annotation, cellular component: plasma membrane.
UAAGAGUCAGUGUUUAUGGUUGUAGCUUCAUCAGUGCAAACUGCAAUGUUCAAACAGCAGAAGAAGUGGACCUGACUGUCAUAUUGAGUUCAUUCUCAUGAGAAUUUUUAGACUAGUUUGACCAUUGAUGAGAGACAAUGAGCAGAUCUUAUUCCAUGCAGGAUAUUUUCCAGAAUAUUGGACUAAAUGAAUCUUUUAAAGUGGGGUCAGAACCACACCCAAACUACCAAGAACCGUCAUGCAGUUUGAGCGUCAAAAACGUGUCCUAUAGUGUCAGUGAGCGUGUAGGACCCUGGUGGGCCUUUCAAUCAUAUAGAAAAAAAUGGACAAGGCAAAUACUGAAUGAUGUGUCAUUUCAUGUGGACAGUGGCCAGAUCAUGGGAAUUCUGGGGAACUCAGGUUCCGGUAAGACCACUCUAUUAGAUACCAUAGCUGGACGAAUUGGGAAUUCUGGGACCUUACAGGGAGAGGUUUUUGUGAAUGGAAGAAAGCUUAAAAGGGAGGAAUUUCAAGACUGUUUCUCUUAUGUCCUCCAGAGUGACAAUCUCUUAAGCUACCUGACUGUGGAGGAGACGCUGACAUUCACUGCUCAGCUUGCUUUGAGACAUCACUCCACUGAGGCCAUAUGCAAGAAGGUAACUGCGGUCAUGGCAGAGUUGAGUUUAGGACAUGUGGCUCACAGUGUGAUUGGAGGCCGAAUUUUCCCAGGCAUUUCUGGUGGAGAGAGACGGAGGGUCUCAAUUGCCAGCCAGCUGCUUCAGGACCCAAAAGUGAUUCUCCUGGAUGAGCCAACCACAGGACUGGACAGCAUGACAGCCAAUCAGAUUGUGGUGCUGCUUGCUGAGCUGGCCAGAAGGGAUCGAAUUGUCAUAGUGACCAUCCAUCAGCCUCGUUCAGAACUUUUCAGAAUUUUCAACAGAAUAGCAGUCAUGAGCCGAGGAGAGCUGGUGUUCUGUGGACGGCCUGAAGAGAUGGUGGAUUUCUUCAGCAGCUGUGAAUAUGAGUGUCCUGAGUACUGCAACCCCUUUGAUAUUUAUGUUGAUCUGACCUCUGUGGACACACGAUGCAGUGAGAGAGAAACUGCAACAUACAGCCGCAUGCACGACAUCACGUCAGCCUACCGGAACUCCGAGAUCUAUAAAAGCAUGCUGGGAUGGAUCGAGCAGAGCUGCCACAGACCAGAAAAACCCAUGAUCCCCUUCAAAAGCAAAGAGUCCCCCAACUGCCUUUCCAAACUCAAUGUCCUCCUCAGGAGGACUGUGCGAAACGUGUCUCGUGACAGGAUGGGUAUUCUCAUGCGCCUCUCACAGAAUCUCAUCUACGGCCUCUUUGUUGCUUUUUUUGUCAUGAAGCUGGAUAGUGAUGUAUCAAAAGGUGCUGUGCAGGACCGAAUUGGCAUAAUCUACCAAUCCAUGGGUGCAUCUCCCUAUACUGGCAUGCUGAAUGCUGUAGCUCUAUUUCCUGCUUUAAGAGCCAUUGCCGAUCAGGAGAGUAAAGAUGGCUUGUACCAGAAAUGGCAGAUGUUUCUGGCUUACAUCAUCCAUAUCCUCCCCUUCAGUAUAAUCAGUGUAUUCAUCUUUACCUCUUUCCUAUACUGGACUGUUGGGAUGAACCCAGAUCCCUUGCGUUUCCUGUGUUUUUCAGCAGUGGUCAUUGUGCCUCACAUCAUAGGUGAACUCUUAACGCUGGUAUUGUUGGGUGUCGUUCAAGACCCCAAUAUGGUCAACAGUGGGGUAGCUCUACUCAAUGUAGCUGGUAUCAUGGUGGGCUCUGGAUUUUUAAGGAGUUUUAAACAAAUGCCUGUGGUGUUCCAAUGGCUGAGUUAUCUAACCUUCCAGAAGUAUGGCUGUGAGCUCCUGAUCGUCACUGAGUUCUAUGGCCUAAACUUCACCUGUACUGAUUUGCCAGGAUCAUGUAUUGUAGAAAAUGGCAAUGCUGUCAUAGAUCAGGGUUAUCCUGGAGCUCUCUCCCGUUACACACAAGACUUCCUUCUGCUCUAUGCAUUCCUGCCUGCACUCGUGAUUCUGGGUAUCAUCAGCUUCAAGAUACGAGACCACCUCAUUAGACGCUAGGCUUUUGAGUGUGUGUGAUUGUGCCUUCGAGCAAGUGUCUAUAAAAUGUUAUUUUAUGUUAUCAUUAUAUAGUUAAUGUUAUUUUGUACACAAGUAUGGAUUAUAAAUUGCUGAUCAUAUCCACACACACACACACACGUACAAAAACCCCAACGACAUCAACAUGAAAGCUGAAUCUGUAAACAUUUCCCUUGAUUAUUAAUAUUUGCUCUUGAUUUUUCACCAUUCCUGUGGUAUUGACUAAUUGCUGAUUUCUAAUUUGACUGUAAAUACUCUGAUG